AUGGCUCCCCUGUGGCUCCUUGUCCUGCUGGCCCUGGCCGUGCCCUCCUGGCCCACCUGGGACACCUGCGACGGCACCUGCGGGCUCCGCCCCAUGGCCGAGGAGUUCGGGAGCGGCUCCGGGGCCGUGCCCGGGGCCUGGCCGGGACUCGCCAGCAUCCAGGACCCGCACAGGGCCGGGAGCGGCCACGUGUGCGGCGGGACCCUCAUCACCCCCACCUGGGUCCUCACGGCUGCCCGCUGCUUCCCCCGCGCCCGGAACGUCAGCUCGUGGCGCGUGGUGCUGGGGGCCUGGGACCUGAGCGACCCCGGGCCCGAGGCGCAGGUGAGGCAGGUGAGGCGGCUGCGGGAGCACCGGGACCUGGACGUGGCGCUGCUGGAGCUGGAGCGGCCCGUGGAGUGCAGCGACUUUGUGCAGCUCGGCUGCGUGAGCGAGGCUGGGCCGCGGCCGGGCGGGCUCGAGCCCUGCUACAUCGGGGGCUGGGGCUCCAGGGAGGGUGUGUCCCAGGACACGCGGGAGGUGCUGUGGGAGGCGCAGGUGCGGCUGCUGCAGCCCGAGCUCUGUAACGGCGCCGAGGCCGCGGAUUCUCCCCAGGUGUGUGUGGAGCUCUCGCAGCGCGGCUCUGGCACCUGCCAGGUAGACACCGGGGGUCCCCUCGUGUGCCGGGACCGCGGCUCCGAGCACUUCUGGCUCGUGGGGGUCACCAGCGGCGCCCGCGGCUGCGUCUUCACCCCGGCCUGGCGCUUUAGCCACUGGAUCCUGCUGACCAUGGGGACCCCCGAGGGGACCCCCGGGAGCCCCGGGCCGGAGCCGCUGAACGCGGUGCUGCUGCAGUUCUUCUCGGUGAUGCGGGACCUGCUGCGCUUCCUGCGGGACCCCACGGGCUGA
This is a messenger RNA of Cinclus cinclus, 888 nucleotides long. RefSeq names its product acrosin-like. Gene Ontology annotation, biological process: proteolysis. Lineage: Eukaryota; Metazoa; Chordata; Aves; Passeriformes; Cinclidae. Gene Ontology annotation, molecular function: serine-type endopeptidase activity. The transcript has 5 exons. Bases 1 to 888 code for a protein of 295 amino acids. The record is from RefSeq and is a predicted model, not a curated record.